CUAAUGGCCCCGGGGAAAGGUCGGGCAGAACACCCUGCCCCGUCCCCCCCCUCUGAAUUCCUAGGACGGGCAGGUCCCACUGCUCCUCCCCCUGCCCAGGCCAUCCAGGCCCUCGGGUCACACCUGCUCUCACUACCAUGGACUUCAACCUGAAGGCAGCCCUGGACCCCAAGAAGCCAGGCCACCUGGGAGACCCCAAGCAUGGCCCCCCCAAACCUCAGGGCCAUCCAGGGGCAGCUCACAGCCCGAAGCACGGCCAAGGCAGCUCCUCAGACUCCAGCAGCAGCUGCAGCGACUCGGACUCGGACGGGAAGCCCCACGCUGCCGGCUCCAAGCCGAAGGAAGGCGCGGCAGGCAAGGUGAAGAAGCCCAAGGUGAAGAAAGACAAGGAGAAGGACAAGAAGAGCAAGAAGAAGGCCUCCCACUGAUGGGGCCGGGCGGGGCUCAUUAAACCUUUCUCUGCCUUCCG
This is a messenger RNA of Oryctolagus cuniculus (rabbit), 469 nucleotides long. RefSeq names its product chromosome 18 C19orf33 homolog (gene C18H19orf33). NCBI's taxonomy places the organism in Eukaryota, Metazoa, Chordata, Mammalia, Lagomorpha, Leporidae. Gene Ontology annotation, cellular component: nucleus. The record is from RefSeq and is a predicted model, not a curated record.